Trichophyton benhamiae CBS 112371 is the source of this 228-nucleotide messenger RNA. RefSeq lists its product as uncharacterized. Bases 1 to 228 code for a protein of 75 amino acids. NCBI's taxonomy places the organism in Eukaryota, Fungi, Ascomycota, Eurotiomycetes, Onygenales, Arthrodermataceae. The record is from RefSeq and is a predicted model, not a curated record. The transcript has a single exon.
AUGGUGAAGACGGAAGUCCUUGGACGAGACUUGAAGAUGGCGUUGAUGAAGGUGACGGAGGUUGGUGAAGCUGGCGUUGCUGGCGUUGUUGUUGUUGGAGCGAAGAAGGAAAAAGACGGAAAGCGAGAAAGAAAAAAAGACGGGAAAAAGACGAUAGGUCACGUGGAGAGCAGGGCCGCCGGGGCAACCUCAAACGGGCGUGGAAAAGGAUGGCUUCCUAUUGGCUGA